AUAUGGCGUGGCCUUGAGUGUUGGGUUCCAUCCGCGCCGUAAUCAGUGUAGCUCAGACCUCCGAGCCAAGUGUGCGUGUGUUGUGUUCCUCCUCGCCUUCACUCCCAAAGACUCGGCCAGAAAAAAAAGUGUUUUCGUUGGAAAAGGGAGAAUGACAUAAGACUGAACAACGCACAGUUCUUGUUUCAGGACAAGGAAGGUACAAACCGAGGUAUAAACCGUCGGUGGUGACGCUUCAGGAUGCAGCCGGACGAGGAAGGCUUCCCGGCGUCUCCUCUGGGCCCCUCGUUCCCCUCGCUCCCCUCGAGGGACGGCGAGAGCGGGGAAGUCCUCGGGGACAAGGUGGUGGCCCUGAGAAGGGCUCCCGAGGAACCUCCCCGGCGCCUGCGCCUCCGGCCGGGCGUGCCCCGGGAGAGGAACCAGCCCGGCCACUAUUCUCUGCUGAAGCAGCACCAGCAGUUCAGCGGCUUCAGGAUUCGGGACGCCUUGGCUCAGCAGGGAGGACUGAGGCUGAGGAAAGGCAGCAUGACCUACAGCAGGGGAGCCGUGCCUCUGGUGCAGCCUCAGUACCAGAUGUGUGUUCAGAUGGAGGGCGGCGUGGCCGUCCGCCAAACGGCCCUCCCGAAGGGGCCUCGGCAGUGGCACGAAGAGUGGGGCCAAGUGCGCUUUCGGCCGCCCUUCCGCGUCCCUCGGGAGAGACUGCCGGGGUCCCAGCCAACGUCACCGUCAAAUGCACUGCGAGUAAAUAUAUGGGAGGAGUUCAUAUAUGGAACAAGUACUUUGAAAAGGAAGGGACAUUAUGUUAUUAACGAAGGAAAUUCGGUUAUGAGCAAAGUCAGGACGUCACUGGAAAAGUUUUUGCCCAAACAGUUAGCAAUUAUCGUCCUGUGUGUGUUGUAUUUCCUCUUUUACUUCUUAUCCUGUUUUGCAUAUAACAAUUACUUGGAGAUUGCCUUAUAUAUAUUAUUCCACGGCCACUUAAAACUACACGAAUGUGCUUAUGAAAACAACAUUGACCUGGAUUUUACUGGGAGUCUUUUUGAGGGACCUGCAUACGCUUGGAUAAGGGGGUACUGCCAGCAUUGCAUACACAAGGACAAUAUAAAAGUUUUUGAUUGCCAAAUGAAGAAAAUGAAAAUGGACAUUAUGGCAACGAAAAAAAUCUAGGAGAGGAUAGGUCUGCCUCCAGUGAAAUCAGCAGCAGGGGAUAAAGUGUUGAUUUGUGAUAUGCAACUUCUGUGUCUCUGUUGAUAU
Messenger RNA from Penaeus monodon (black tiger shrimp), 1254 nucleotides. RefSeq lists its product as uncharacterized. Lineage: Eukaryota; Metazoa; Arthropoda; Malacostraca; Decapoda; Penaeidae. The record is from RefSeq and is a predicted model, not a curated record. The coding region runs from base 241 to 1167 and encodes 308 amino acids. The transcript is spliced from 2 exons.